UCACGAAACAAAGGAAAGAUCUCUCUCUCGAACGCACUCGGAAAACUCUCUGCUCCUUCCUUCCUUUCUUCCUUGCCUGUCCUUGUCGUCUGUUCUGCUGAAUCAAUUUGGCAUUCCCAACAUCUCUCCUUUCCUCUCCUCUUCUCUCCUCCUCUGCAUUGUUGUGUCCUUUUAGGUUUUUCAGAUCUGUUGUAAAUCACAUACAAACAUAAAAAUAAAAAUAAAACUUUAUAUUCUGAUCUCUUUCUUGAUCUGUUCAAUUAGUGAUAAAUUAUUUGGGUUUGAUCUGUUUGUAUUUGGGGGGAGAAAGGGAAUAAUUAAUAGAGUGGAGGGGAGAGAGAGUUAUAAAAUGGAGAGUGGUGGUGCAGUGUCGUCGGAGAAAGAUGCAUCAGUGGCGGCGGAGGCAUCCUCGUACACAUAUUGGGUGAGGGAAGUGAGGGAAGACGCAGCCCCACUCCCUGUUCCCAGGAAGCUUACCCCCGACGAUCUAUCCAAUCACUCUCGCCAACCCCCUCCUACCCACCUCGGUUCUGCCUGGAAUCGGGCUGGAACAUGGGAGGAGAAGAACCUUAACAAAUGGGCAAGCGAUAGGAUUAAGGAGUUGCUACCUUCUGUGGGGUCCCUGGAGUUCUCUGGGGGCAGAGCAGAAAUAGCAGAAGUAUCAAAGUGCAUAGGCGAUGCAUUCUUGGUGACCGUACGAAACAAGAAGCGUGUUGGUUACACUUACGAGUUGACAUUGAGAGUCAAAGGGGACUGGCUUAUUGGAGAGGAGAAAAAGAAGGUAAAGGGGUGUAUUGAAAUCCCAGAGUUCUCAGUUGGUGAACUAGAUGACUUGCAGUUUGAAGUGAGGCUUAAUGAAGAGAAGGAUGUUGCACAUGAAGAUAAGCUAAGAAUCAGCAAGGAUUUGAAGCUUUUUCUGCAGCCAGUCCGUGAAAAGUUGUUUCAGUUUGAACAGGAACUCAAAGAAAGAUAGAUAGGUGAAAGAGGAAGCAGUUAUAUAAUUUUGCAUCCUUUAUGGAACAACUGAAGCUUUUCUAUGGCUGUGGCAGGCAGUGAUUGGACCAUACUUGCUUGUAGCCUUCUAUAAUUUCUCGUUACCUGUUCCUUAUAAAACUUCAAAAACUAAAUUUAUGGGUACCAAUUACUUCUACAAAUAAUGCAUUACUGGAACUGUAUACUUUGUAGUUUGUUUGAAUCUCUGAACAGCUCUCAGUUGGACUUGGAUGGGGAUGUGUUUUUUUA
Molecule: messenger RNA, 1242 nt
Organism: Camellia sinensis
Lineage: Eukaryota; Viridiplantae; Streptophyta; Magnoliopsida; Ericales; Theaceae
Product: chaperone binding / ATPase activator
Biological process (GO): protein folding; positive regulation of ATP-dependent activity
Cellular component (GO): cytosol
Molecular function (GO): ATPase activator activity; protein-folding chaperone binding
Source: RefSeq, a predicted model, not a curated record